CAGGACGCUGUUGUUAUUAUUCUUGAUGUCAGCCCUUCAAUGUGUCAAGCAGCACCUGGCCAUGCUACUUCCCUGGAGACUUCCGUGAAGGCCAUCAACAUGAUCAUACAGAGGAAGGUUAGAAAGUUCUGUUUAACAAGCCCUCGAGCUCCUGGCCAUUUGAUUUGAUCAAAGUAAUCACCAAAAACAGGGCUAAAAAAUAAUGGUCAGUCAAACGACAAUGUCUGACCAAGAUGACCAUUUGUCACUUUACUGGCCAUGUAAAUAAGUGCCAAAAGAAAAACACAUUUCACACCAUUAAGUUUUAAGAGGACAAGCUUUUUUUUCACUGUAUGUUUUUGCUUUUUAGGAUUGCAUUAACUUUUUGACCAGUCAGGAGAGAGUUGUGAACGAGCUAAAAUUUCUUUGGCGCGUUGACACGACCAACAACAGUCCCAAAUUUAUUUUGAGCCUUAAAAAAUGUUAGUAGUGGUUAUGUUCAUCACUCUUCUGAUUCAGGUUUUUGGGUUUAAAAUAUUUUUGUAAAAGGUUGAGAGGCUUGGGCUUAAAUGUUUACUUAAACAGGAUCAUCACAUUUGUAAUUUUCUAAUUCAAUUUUUAACCAGGUUAUUUGUAUUUUAAUUUAUGAUACUGAGACUGCCCUUACAAAUUUAAUUGUGUGCUAUUUUUCUUUAGAUGUUUGCAAACACAAAGGAUGAAUUUGCUCUAGUCCUCUUUGGUACUGAAGGUAUGCAGCAUAAUAAUCAUACAACUUUUAUAGUUUCUCACCCAUUAAGAGUCAAAUUUUUUAGCCAGAGUUUUUACUCCUCCUUCACAGUUUCAUAAUUUACUUUAUUUCUCUCCUGUCCUCCCAUUCCCUACCAUUUAACAGGCUACCCUCCCCCACGCCUUGUGAGGUUCUAAUAAGUGGUUAUGUGGAAGUGCCUGUAAGUUUAAAAAACAUGCCUGUGAAACUCUUUCCAUAAAUAGACCCAACCAUUUUUAAAGAGUGUGUUAACCCUUUACCCCCCAAGAGUGCCAAUUGGCAGUCGGUAGUUUUUGCACGGAGAUCCCAAGAGUGCCAAUUGGCACUCUUUUGGUUGCUAUGUUUAGACCAAUAGAAUCCUUUCUUAUAGUCAGCCAUUCGUUACUAAGGGGUUUUGACCAAUCAGAAAGAGGCUAAGAACGAUGUUUGCAAUCAUCGCGUGGGUCUCGUUUCAUACAAGAUUUGUGAGAAAUUUUAUGUUGAAAAUUUACAAUGGCGGCUCGAAUCAGGACUUAUCUGUGUGGCACGAUUCGAUCAAAUCGUCACGGCUUGCCUGCAUCUUUGUUGCCGAAGAACGCCGAAGUAAAAGCACUCAGGAAAGGAGAGUCAAGGUUCCGCCGUCGUGGAAAUCUGGUGGCCUCAGUUUGGAAGGAUACCAAACUGGUAUCCUUUCUUAGCACGCAGUCGAAUCCUGUGGGCGACGAUCACGUAAACAGAAAGCAGCGAGAUGGUUCUAUUAUCGAAGUCCCGACUGUUCCUACUGCAGUCAGCUACAACAGCAACAUGGGUGGCGUGGAUUUGAACGACCAACAUCGCAAGUAUUAUUCUGUGGGACGCAAAUCACGCAAAUGGUGGCGAUAUCUACUUUGGUUUUGAAUAGAUGUGAGUAUUGUUAAUGCUCACAUCUUGGAGAAAGAAGCGCUCAAUCACUUGUCCCGUUCGCAAAUGUACUUCAGACUAGAACUAGCAAAGAUGCUUAUCGGCGACUUUUCUUCCCGCUCGCUCUCUGUUUCUGAUGGGAGAAACACAGAUGGCCACUGGCCUAAGGCAGCAAGCAAGGGACGUUGUAAGAGAUGCUUGAAACGAAAAAUAGUUAAGUUUUGUAGAUUGGCGUGCACGUCUUGCGACAAACGAAUUUGUUUGGAGUGCUUCCCAAACCACACCCAGACAGAUCUGUAAUGGCGCGAAUUUUGAAAUCACCUCAGUGUUACUGUGAAGAAGUUUUGCCAGAUAGCUGUGCUUUCUGUGCACAAAACAUUGCUUCCAUAAACUUUGUGAAGAAAAGGUAUUCCAAACAUGCAUCUUUUGUGAUUUUUUCCAUGACUUUGGCCUUUUAUCAUUGUAAAUAUAGUGCUGUUAUUGUUGAGAAGAACUGAACAUUGCCUAAAGAAUGACACGAGACAGUUUGCAUAAUUUUGACUUGCAUUUAUUCAGUUUGUAACGUGAAUUUUUAACAUAAGAUUACAUAAAUAAAAAGUUUAUUCAAUUCCCAACAAAGUUUCUUUCUACUGUGUUGUUGUGCAAUGCUUAGUUUUCUCCCUAGAGAGCUUUUUGUGAAGCCACCUCAAAUCACUCUCAUUUUGGCCAUUGGCCAUUGGCCCUUGGGGAAAAGGAGUCAUGCAUCUCAUUAGUCCCUUGGGGGGUAAAGGGUUAAACUCUCCUUGAUAAUAAACCCUACUGCAAACAUGUCCUUUCAAAAAUCAGAUAUAUGCUGUUUGGGAUUUGACAGCUUCUCUCAUUCUUUAUUUUGUUAGGAACGUCAAAUAGAUUAAAUGACAAGAUGGAAGCUGGCUAUGAGAAUAUUACUGUUGCUCGCCAUCUUGGCUUGCCAGACUUGGAAAUGCUUCAGUUUGUUCACAGUCAGAUCACGCCAGGUAGACUGCUCAGCUGAGGCCAGUCAAUAAAUAAAAUUAGUGAUCUGAAAGUAUGUGUAAAAGCAAUUUUACUGUCACACCAGUAAAAUGUGGUUAAUGGAAUGUGAAGGUACAAUGAAGGACAAAAGUGUUGAGACACUUCCGUAAAAUGGCCCCUUUCUGCAUAGUGGACAUACCUAUACCCUUCCCCUGUCUACCCCAACCCCCUCCCCCCAAAAUCUAUGUUGUAUUUUGGACCUUUAAGUCUUUCUUUUACUUCAGACAACGUUGAUUCGGGGGAUGAGGGGGUUUACGGCGUUUAAAAGGAAUGAAAUAAUAAAUGAAUUAAAUGUUUGAUAAAAGCACCCAUUUUAAACAAGUGUGUCAACUACUUUUGUCCCUGAUUGUAGUCAUCAGUAACACUUUUAUGGUGGUCUUUUUUUCAGUAAAGCAAUAAUAUUGUGUAGUCAAGUUGCCAAGGUCAGCAAGCUCUAAGAUACAUUGUAUGCUAGCCUAGAACUUUAGACGCCCUUGUUGUCUUUAGCAGGCUAGUACAAUCCACAGCAUUGGCGAAUUUUUUAAAAGCACUAUUCAUGGCUAAGAGUUUGCACGUGCAACGCUGAACUGUCUUGUAGUACAGUCUUUUCUGUCUUGGUCCAUAAAAACACAAAAAGAAGCUGUUUUGAUCUCACACUUGGUCAGUAAUGCAAAUAAAUUAAUAUGUAUUAAUAUUAUUUAAUUACAGGCAAUGUUGAAACAGACUGUAUCCUUUGACUAUAAGACCUUUUAAUGUCAGUUGUAUAAACAGUGUUAACAGAAACCUAACAAAAAUGCGCCUGUUUUGGAGAAAACCAGGAAAAAAAGUGGCCCAGUCUCACAUUUAUACUCAAUUAUUUGUGUGUUUGGCAAUAAGAAAUGGGGUGUGGAGUGAAGCCACAAGUGACAAAUAAUAAACUGCCAGAUUCUCCUUUUAGUUAUCUCCUUAUAUGCUUGCAAAUCAAAGGCAGAAUUUGACAUAAGAUCUGGUGUCACUGGGAUUCUUCUGUGCACCUGUUCUUAUCCACUUGGUAUUAAAACAUGAUUCUGACUUUUGAGAAUGUAAAGAAAGUUGUGUCUGAUAGCCUGGGACUAGUGGAUUUUGGGAUUGGGCAAGUGAAUUCUGUUCUUAUAACUUCCUGAUGGGCAAGUGACAUUUUUUGGGGGGAAUUCAUUACAGAGGUACAGAAAGACAAAUGGUUUAAAUUUCUAAUAAAUUCAUGUGGAUCGAAACCUGUUUUCUAAGCUGAUUUAACAUUAAAUUUAUAAUGCUAAAAAUUAAAUAAUUUAAGGUGCAAUAAUAAAUGGCGAGUAAUUAUUUAUCUUGCUCAUCAAAAUUUUUCAGGCCAGUUAAAAUGACUCUUGUGCUAGUACAUACUUUGCUCCUUGUCUGUUCCUUAACUGAUCUUAAGUUAUUGAUGCUAUUGUUGUUGGCAUGGACUUGUUACGUGAAGAGGCAAAGUGAGACAACUUAACUAUAUCUGUUACGUUCAAAUUAAUACAGUCAACUCUCACCUUGUGGACAUCUCACUGUAAUGGACACCCCGAUAAUACGGAUGGCUGCUAAAUCCCAGACAAAAAUGAAUGGAAGAUGUUUGACUGAAAUAAACUCUCACUAUUAGGACGCUAGCUUUACAGCGGUUCCUACAGUGUUGGCUAUGAAGAGAGUUGACUGGAAUUUCCCUAAUUUUAUUCUCAGAGUUUGGUAAUGUAAUUUCAUUUUUUCAAACAGAAUUUUAGUCAUGUGUAAUAAUAUUUUAUAUUAUUUUUGGUUACGUCCUGAAAUGCUUAUCAUUGACAAUGGACUUGAGUUAUAAUUAUCAUCUCUAUCUAUUAGAUUAUUUUUUAUCUCCCACCCAACUAUCCACCCAUUUAUAUAUUUAUUUAAUAUUUAUUUGAAUUAAUUGAUUUAUUUCAGUGUCAAGUAUGAUAAAAAGAUUUAUUUAUUUUCUGAUCUGGGAUCUCCCUUUGGUAAUGACCAGCUGGAGACAAUCACUAACGGUUUAAAGAGCCUGGAGAUUCACCUUACAUUAAUGUGAGUAGUUUACCUCAGUCUGGUAAUAAUAAAAAAAUAAUAUUAUAAGUAUGAGAAAUUUUACGCAUACCGUGCAACUGGUUUGUUGAUUAAAUCUGGCUGUGUACAUACAGGGUUGUCAAAAGUAGCUGGCUGCUGGCGAAAAUUGCCGGCUACUUGGUUAGUAUCAGCAGGCUACUCUGCUUAGCAUUUCUUCACAGAUGGCAUUUUUUAAACUGGCUGUUUACUUUGACGACUCAGCCGUCUACUUCAAAUCUGACAACCCUGGUACAUACAACAGUCUAUAUUGAAAAAUUCUAUGAAACAUAAUUUUAUGAUGCAUGUUAUAAUGCAUAGAUUGUUUUAGUAUCAUUAUAUGGCAAUGUGCUCUUUCCAUAUUAAACAGUGGACCAGAUCUUUAUGAUGACAGUACGUCAGACACUGCUGGUGGAAGUGAGGGUGAUGAUAGUGGUCCUACAACUUCUGCUGGACUUCACAGAAAGGAGAAGACACCACAACAGGUUAUCGUGUUUUCUAAUUAAUUUGAAGAAAAAAAUGAUAUUUCUGAACCUGAACGGGAAUGGACAUUAAAACUGUGUGAAUGCAUUUUAAGAUCCUUUCAUUGAUUGCUGGUUGUUCCUUAUUCAAAUGAUUUGUCCUGUGCUCUGAACAGAUUCUUAUGAGUGUUAUAGUGUCCAUUUUGCCAUUCAUGGUUAUAUGGCAUUCUUGUUAUUCUGUGUUGAUUAAGACCCGUAGUUACUAAAACCCGGAACGACCCACAACGAUCCACAACGAUCCACAACGACCCACAACGAUCCCACAACGAUCCACAAUGACCCACAACGACCCACAACGAUCCACAACGUUGUGUUACAUAAACUGGAACUGACUGAGGACAAUUUACGCCCAUGUGAUUUUGUUAUAUAAUACGUUUUCCUUCAAGUGUGGCACGGAAAUUUGUUUUCGUUUAUUUGACUGUCUUUUCGCUAGCUAAGGAUUCCUUUCUAAUUUUGUAUCAUUUCGCAAUUUUUAGCUUCAGAUUACCACAUAACUACGUUCUACCGCGUUGUUUUAAUAAAUACUGAAAAUCCAGCCUUUGCCGUGGUUUUGCUCCUUUGACCCAUCGGCCCAGCACUAUUUUAAAUAACGUCAACGUACCAUUCAAAUAUACAUGAGGUCUCUGCCUGUAAAGGGAAGCAAUUACGUAACAAUGGAACUCGUGGUAGAUAUAUACAUGAGAUCUCUGCCGUCUUGAUGGUCAUUGUCAUAACACUGCAAUCCCAGUUUCGUUUUAUAGCGCAGAAAUGUUUACGGAGAACAAAGCUGAUGAAAAAUGUGUCUUAUGCAUAUCUUUAUUCGAUGGUCGGCUAAAGAGACAUCGAUCGGACAUACAAAUGUGUCUCUGAAUGGAGAUUCUUUCUCGUGAAAAGCUGCAUUUGCCCAUUUAUUUUGUCCUGUUUUUACCAACCCUAUGAAUGUGUUACCGGACUAUCAAAGGUAUUCUGGGUAGUUGUGAGUCAUUAUGUUUGCUAUUCAGUAUGCUUUUCAAUUUUUGGAAAAAAUUCAAAAGUUAAGUUUUUGAUAUUUUUUUCUUGGGUGGUUUCUUUCGUUGUCGUUUUGAGAUCGUCCUCGGUCGUUUGAAGAUCGUUGUGGAUCAUUGUGGGUCGUUGUGGGAUCGUUGUGGGUCGUUGUGGAUCGUUGUGGAUCGUUGUGGGUCGUUGUGGAUCGUUGUGGGUCGUUCCGGGUUUUAGUAACUACGGAUUAAGACCAGGUGUUCAUAGUCAUGUAAUAUUAAAUACUUGCUUUCUGGCCAUAAAAUACCCGAAAGAAAGCAAGACCAAGCAUCUGAUAACACUCCACAUAAGUAUUAUCCAGUAAAGAUUCAAAUGUGAUUACUUUUAAAGACAAAAAUGUUUAUUUUUGUAGGUAGCAGGAGAGAACUGCAUGAGACAGUUGUUAGAGACCUUAGAUGGAGAGACUUAUUCCCUCAGGUGAUUAUUUGUAACCAAGGUGAUUAAUUUUGUAUGAAAUAACGUGCACAAAAGCCAAUUCUCAACAUUAGUAUGACAAUACCUGUGAAGCAGAGCAGACAGCUAGCACAACAAUAUGUAGGUGACAUAAUAUGAACAUACUGUUGACAAGUCAGACUAAGUUAUACAGUGUGCAUGAAUGUUUUGCUUCAAUUUUUCUUUGGUUUAAUAUUUAUUUUCCUUUGUUUCAAGCUCAUUAUUAUACAAAUUACUGAAAAAGUAAAAUUAAACCACGGAUAAAACUGAACCACAACACAUAAUUAUCUUGUUUUCCAAUAUACCAGUUCAUAUUGAUUUUGUAGGGAGGACAUGGUGCAUAUGACCUGUGCUGUGACUAAAUUUUGCUCCAAUCCACUUCAGCAAUCAUUGGGUGCCAGUAGGUCAGACAUGGGAAGCUGUCACUUCAUUAUCUGCUCCCAGAAUACUAACAGCAGAAAUGGUACCUAAAAAGUAAGAGUGCACGCCCAAUGGGGAUGGCGAGGGUGGGAAAAAUAUUCAAUUUGGACUUCACCCUUGGACACAAACAGUACUGGAAAGCAGGAAUCAUCAUCAAUAACAAACUACUAGUCCAUGUACUGCUCAUUAUUUUAUUGCAUGAUACAUUUUUUUUUCACUUUUUAGUCAUGUCCUUCCAAUGCUGAGUUUUUUCCAGACCAGAUCAGUCAAACAAACCACAGUAUUCAGAGGACCACUGGAGAUUGGUUCCCAGUUGAAAAUAAAUGUCUAUGGUUAUAUCAGGGUAUGCUGCAGUGUCUUUUAAGAUUGCUUAAAAUACUGCAUGCUGUACUGUAUGAAAUCAAUAGUAAUUUUAGGCAUGGGUUAGUUAUUCAAUAUUCAUACAUAUGGGUUGCCAAUGAUAAGUAACUGGACCUGACAAAUGCUUAUUAUAAAUUAUUAGCAAAACUCUCAAAGAAUGUUGAAAAACUAGAGGAAAUGGAAAUUAGCAACAACAAUAUUGUUAUGUUAAUGCAACACAAAAAGACAUUACAAGAAGGAAAAUAUGAUUUUUAGUGAAGUGAAGUAAAAGGGAGUAUUUUGUGAUAAAGUGGAACCUAGGAACAAAGGAUAUAAAGGGAAAAAAACUCUUCCAUAGAACCUCCUCUUCCAUCACCACUAAGGAAAAGGAAAUAAAGCUUUGGCACAUGGUACGUACACCCCCUGGCAACACCCAACUGUGUGGGGUAAUUUAUAACAUGGUUACUUGUGUCAAAUACAGUAAAAACCCAUGAGUAAGAACCUACAUUUUCCAGGGUUAGCCUAAACAGGUUCUUACAUAAAUGGUGUGGUUAACAUAAAUUUAGGCUAUCUAGGUUCUAAUAGGUUCUUAAUUUCUUGCAAAAAAUUAUGUUGUUGCUAAGAAGAUUUUAGUGAUCAGCACCCUUAAAUUUGCAUAUGUAACGAUUGCUUAUAUUUUAAUAUGACCAUAAUAGAGAUCUAUUCUCACAUGAAUUUUAAUUUCUCGAGUCAAAGCAACUUUAUAUACAUGAUUGUGCUGUAAAACACAACAUUAUAAACAUUUUCUCAAUGACCUCAAUCAAACAACAUUUAUAUAUGUACUAACUUGCCUUUUGCAAUUGCAAUUAGUAAAUAUUUUUAAAUGAUUUUUGAAAAUAAGAACCUUUCUCCAAAUUUUAGGCUAAAGAGGUUCUUAUAUAGAGGGGGUCUAAAUUGCAAAUUUUAGCCUAACAGGUUCUUAAAUCUUAGGUUCUUACUCGUGGGUUUUUACUGUACAUCAUUCCAGAGAGAUAUCAAAGGGAGUGCUUAUCAACAGAGAUUACCAGAGCUAUGUCUCAGUGUAAUGAAAAUAAUGGUUAUCUAACAGUGCAUUUUUUACUAAGGUAAAGGAAGAAAAACUAGCAACAUGGAAAAAGCUCUCAGCCGUAUCUCAAAUGUCUGCAAACCCUGAGACCAUGGAGGUACAGAUGCAGAGAUCAUAUCAUUUGAAUGACGAGGAUGACACAGAAGUGGACAAGGAAAAUGUUGCACAAGGUGGACACUAAAUGUACAUGAUUGUAUUCAGUACUUAAGUAGGUUAUCAGUCACAAGUUACUUAUUCAGUCAGUCUGAUGGCCAGUUAGUUACUUGACAGUCAGUUAGACAGGCUGUCAGUAACUCAACCAGACAGUCAUUAACCAUGUCGGUCAGUCACUCUGUUGGGCAGUCAGUAACUUAGUUGGACAGUCAGUCACUCAGUCAGUUAGUCAGUCACUCAGUAACUAUGUCAGUCAGUUAGUUGCUCUCCCCCCUUUCCCUUCCCUUUCCUUGCUAUUUUUUUCCCAAAUAGAGAGCCUUUUCACAGGCUAAGCAGUCAGUAACAGGGUCAGUUGAAGUUGGGCAGUCAGCAACAGUGUUUGAAAAAUUAAUAAUAUGCACUAGAUGAUAAUCCACUAAUGUUCAAGGCCUUCUCUAGGUUAUCGCUACGGUAAAACACUGGUUCCAUUAACAAGGAUUGACAAGGACAGUAUGAAACUGCCCACAGAACGAUGUCUGUCAGUGCUGUGUUUUACUUCAAAUGAAAAUGUAAGCGAUAAAAUCAUGAUUACGACCUAGCAGAAAGUUCUUAAGUAACCAACAUUUUGAUCCUCCCUCCCCCCAUUUUUGUUGUUAUGUUCUUCAAGACAAUGUUAAUUAAACCCGGUUUUUGUGAUAUCUGGAAUGAUCAAGAUCAUAGAUAAGUUGGCCUGAAUGACACUUACCUCAACCUGGAUUGUUCCGAUAUCACAAUAACCUCAUCCAGUUGUAACAUACUUGAAUAAGUGCCACAGCACUUAUUAAAUUUUUCAUUCCUCAAGUGUGGUGCUUAUUCGAGGGCGGUGCUUAAUCAGGGGCAGUGCUUAUUCGAGUAAAUACAGAGCUAUCAUUAUCAAAACAUAGUUAAGCCCAGUAUCUGUGAGUAUAGACAAUAGUAAACAUGCAUAGUCAUAUUAAUUUGUACCACAGGUACAGAGAUACCAGUACGCGGGAGAGAAUGUUGUUGCCUUCGUUCCGCAGCCUGGUGACCAGGUAUUGUUGUGUUUAUAUACCAGUAAUAGACAAUGACCUGAGAUGCCCUCUUGCAUGGCACCAUCAGGAGGCAUAGGUUUGCAUGUCACUUCAAUGCCUAAAUUAUUUGUUCAUGUCUUCUGUCACUGUUUGGUUUUUACCAAUAAUUAUUCAUUUUCUUCUUUUUUUGUUUCUACUGAAGAAAAAACUGAAGAAAAACUUUGUUUCACAAUCAUCCUUGUUUCUCUCUGUUUUGACCAUCAGGUGCUUUUUUUUUCUAUAGUUUUCAUUUUUUGGUGGUGUCCAUGAUGAUCAUGCAUAUUCCAGCGAAAGACAGUCUUUGUAUUUUAGUGCUUUUCCACCUUAUCUGACUGUUUGAAAGCAUGAAUUGAGGUCAGGUUUUGAAUUACAACCCUUCAUAAGCUUUGGAGACCACCCUCUCUGUUUUCCCCAAUUAAAUUCUGUCAUUAAUGAAUAUAGAUUUAAAAAAUAGUUACUAUAAUUUAAUUAUUUUUAGCAUGCUGCAGUUGCGCUGUCAGCAUUCAUAAAUGGCAUGUAUGAAUUAAACACAGUGGCUAUUGUGCGAUACUGCAGAGCCAAAAAUGCUGCGCCCAAGCUUGGCUUCCUGGCUCCUCACAUUAAACAAGACUAUGAGGUAACAACAUUAAGAUUAUUGUACUUAAAUUUCAUUUCAAAAGUUAGAAAUUAAUGAAAUAGUGACAUCAGGUCUUAUUAUGCAUAAUCCUAUGUCAGUGAAAUCCUAUUGUUUGCAUUAAGACUUGAAAAACAAGAUGUUUAUAAACAGAUUUUAAAAUAAAUGAAAAAAAUAAAAUAAAAUAAAUGCACUUUAUUUGAGUGCCCAUGUAUUUAGCAUGAAAGUACAAAAUUAUUAUUGGGGACACUAUUCUUUAUGUCUCCAACGAGAGAUGGGACCAACAUUUUACUUGGAGCAAGAGCAGUUUGGUGUUUCAGUACUUGCCACACUGUAACUGUUUUGUGUUUUUAUCCACAGUGUCUUCUGUUCACUGCGCUGCCAUUUGCAGAGGACCUGCGUCAAUUUUCCUUUGCUCCUCUUGAUGCUAACAAGAAAUGGAAACCAACUGGUAAUUUAUACAAUCUAUGCUUAAAUGUAAUUGCAAUAAUAUUAAAUUAGAUCCUAAGAGAGUAUUUUUGAUGCAUGGUUUUUCAGAUGUUACUUAACAACUUGUGUAAUAAUUUAUGGUGCUGUUUAAAUCACUAUGAAAAAUAAAUGGCUUUUCCAAGAAUCAAAUAUGUUCUGCCUCAAACAACUAACUUCAAAGGGUUUUUUUGCAGGAGAACAAGAAGAUGCUAUUGAUAAUCUCAUCACAGUAAUGGAUUUAACAAAUGCACAGUGGUAGGCGACUCUUUAUUGUAUCUGUUGUUUCUCUCUCUUAGUAAGGUAAUUAUAUAUUUUUCAUUAUCUGACAGUGGUGAAGAUGGACAGACCAUAGAGGCAUUAAAAUGCAAAAAUACCUUUAAUCCAGUGCGACAGAGAGUUUUCCAGGUAUGGUUUGUAGAUAGUACGUUUAAAUUCAAAUUACUUAAUUUUUUUUUUAGUCAUGCAGUCAAAAAUGCUUGAACUGAAAGUAAAGAAGGUAUUCUAAUGAUAUCAUAUUUAACACUUUCAGUGUAUUCAGCACCGUGCUCUUAAUCCAGAUGACACAUCUUUGCCUGAUUUGGAGCCGGUUAUUGCAAGGUGAGAAUGCUUAGGGAGCAGGAAAAAAAAAUUGGCAUCAUUCUUAAUUACUACUUUUUCUCAUUUCUGAGAAGUAUUAUUCAAAGCAACUUCUUUCAUACUAUAAUCAAAAAAAUAAUUAGUUAAUUAUCAUCAGUUAACAAAUUACUACAGUGGAACCCCGGUAAUGCAACCACUGUUAGGCCAUAAUCCAACCUUGACCCAUAAAAUCCCAGUCCUAAUAACAAGGUGGUCGUAUUAGCGGGGUCUUCAAAUAAUAAAAUGACUCUGUAAUUUUCACAUUUGGGUCAAAAGAAUAUGGUUGUAAUAACUAGGUGGUCGUAUAAACGGGGUGGUUAUAAGGUGGGGUUCCACUGUAUUUAUUGAUCCUUUAUAAUUCAUCUUUAGAUGUGCUGGAAGUACAAUGAACUUUAAACUUUGAAUUUCUAGUUAUUUAGAGCCCAGUGGCGAAUUCAAAGCAAGAUGUGUCCCACAGUGUACAAAAGUCAAGGUAAGGCUGAUGAAUGAGUGCAAUCCAACAAUAGUUACUCAAACCUCAAUUUAUUAAUUUGAAUUCUUGAUUACAGUGAAACCUUGAUAACUCAAACUUGAAUAACUCAAAUUCCCCGCUAACUCAAACUAAAUUUCCUUUCCCUUGAUCAAAAUUUCACUGAAACUUACCCCGAUAACUGGAAUUCCCAGCUAAUUUGAACUGUUUCUCAUUUCCCUCCAGAAUUCAAGUUACUGGGGUUCUACUGUAUCUACAGUUGUUUUUCAUGUCUGAAAUUGUUUGAUAUUCCUUCACAGUGUAGUUAAGUUGCUGUAAUUCAGGGUGCAAAGAAAGUUAUUUUUACAGCUUGCCAUUCAGGCAAGCUGAAGCUAACAUUAUUUUACUGGCUCAAACAUCAUUUCAACUAGCCCCAAAAACGUUUUGAUGAGCAGAUUGAUUUCACAGUUCUUCUGUUAUUUGAAUUCCUCAAAAAACUGCACUUGCCUGUCGGGCAAGUUAAUAACAGAAUUCACUAGCCCAAUAGCAAAAUCCACUAACCCCGUGCUAUGGGACACUACUUUCUCUGCUUGCUGCUGUAAUUGCAUAACCAGCAUUUUUAAGUGUACCAGUAUUCUGGAUAGCUGGUUAAUAACUAACUAACUACUAAAAUCAGUUUUAGUGCUUUAGUGAUACUGUAUUAAUGUUUAUUGAUAACAUUUUUUUUCAGGAUAUGUUCCAUCUAGAAAAAGUUGAGAAGAAAAAAGAAACCACAGCUGAAAAUGUCUUCAGAUCCAUGUAAUUGUUCUAUUAAUUUUUCCGUCGUUCCAUUGCCUGUUUUGUAGUGAAAUACUUAAAUAUUAUUAAUGAUUUUAUUCAUUUACUUAACUUCAGUAGAGAUGUUGAGCGGAAUGGGGAACCUUCAACAAGCACAACAGAUGACCAUGAUGAAACUGAUUUUAGCAUGGCAAGCUUGGCAAAGGGAGAGGUUACACAGGUAAAGUCGACACUUGGCACUAUGUUGAAUUUUUCCAUCUCCUUUUAUAUAAAACAAAUUGAUAUUUUAUUAUGUAAUUUGCAGUACUGUAGACCUUUCCUACAUUCCUGUAAACAAAAACACCAACUUGCGGUUUAGGGUUUAAUACAAAAAUACUGACGAGUUUCUACAAAAGACAUCAUUCUUUAUUUAUGAUACACAUGAUGCUUUUGACAUUGCUGAUCCCAGUGGUACUCAGGAUGCAUAUCAUACAUGAACGUUCUAUGUGGCCUACAAUGUUGGACAAAACUGUUGAGAAAAUUGCAUACUUGGGGGGCAUUUUUUCUAAACUUCAUAGCCGACCAUUUCUUCCCUCUCCCCUCCCCCUGAAAGCAGUGUUGUUGGGUCUUCAAAAGAAAGCCGGAUCUCUAAGCAUUUGUAGGAAGCAACUCUGAAUUGGGGAGGGGGUUUUCUUUACGCAAAGCCGUUGAUUUGGAAAUAGUUUUGUUGCGUUAGGUAGUGCGCAUUAAUGAAAACAUUUUCUCAAGUAGUUUUGUCCAGGAUUGUAGCUUGCCGCAAGUACUUUGUAGCUCAGUGGUUAACGCAUGUGACCGGUGUGUGGAAGGUCAUAGGUUCAAUUCUUGCCAGGGACUCAGAUUUUUUCUUUGUCUCACGCUCAUGACGUGAUGAUCACAUUUUUUAUUUCUUCACUGAGCUUAAAAUUUACUAUCGUUCUUUGUUUAUUGCAGACAAGUGAUUUGCAUAAAAUUGUCGCCUCAAGCCUUGACCUUAUUUCUUUGAGUAGAGUGUGGCUAAAGGUCAUAGCUGUUGCUUCUGCAUCAUAGGAUGUUUUUAAGUGGUUGUGCAGUGUCGGCUCAUUUGAUUUUUUCAGUAUAUACCACUCAUUUUCAGGUUGGUACAGUUGAUCCUGUUGGAGAUUUUCGAGCCAUUAUUAGUCGAAGGGAUGAGGAUAAGUUUGAUGAAGGUGAGUGUCCUGUGAAAACUGAGGAUGUUUUCAAAACUUUAUAAGCUGCUUGAAUUUUCAUGUUAAACCAUUUUAUUUGUUUUUAUUUGAAACUAACAGCUGCCAAACAGAUGAGAGAACGGAUUGUGCAGUUGGUGCUAGAUUCCUUUGGAGAUCAAUUCUAUGGCAAAGCAUUGGACUGUGUAAAGGCUUUGAGAGUAGAGGCUAUCAAGGUAGAGAUACCACCUGGAUACCCAGAUGACUGUCUUUUGAACCAGUGUGAUGGCAUUAUAGUUAAUUUGUCUUAAUUGUUUCAAUUUUGUCUAAAGUUAGCAGAAGCACUUUUGGAGUGCUGCAUAACUCAUGCCUUUGGCUAAAUUUUUAUUGCAGGCUGGUGAAUCGGCCAUGUUAAACAUGUUUCUUCAAGAAUUUAAAGAGAAGAUAAUUAACCAAAGGGGGCAUGAAUUUUGGCUUCUGUUGGUCAAAGGUAGGCACUGCAAUUUGUAGAAGGGUAUGACUAAACAGUGAGUAACAAUACAUUUAAUGAGCAAUGAUUUUAUAAUCAAAUAGUGAAAUAUUUUUUAGUUCAUGGUGUAGCAAAUAUAGUUGUCAGCAGUGCAGAUGUUUUGUGAAGUAGCUGUUGGUUGGUACUCUGCAUGUCUGCUUAAAAUGAAAAUUUUAAAAAUCAAGAUGUUAUAAUAAAAGUUAGCAUGCUGAGUGGCUUUGGUGAAAAUUGCAUGAUCUUACACCGUAUACAUUGUUACUGAAAAAUGGAUACAAUUAUCUUGGUCAGAGCCAGCUAUCACUGAGGGCCGGGGGGAUGGGGAUUUCCCCUCUAGAGGUAAUAUGAGCAUGGCCCUGCCGUGGGCUAUUUUCACAGGAAACCAAAGGAAAUAGAACCAAAGAUGUUUUCGCGACAAAAUGAGGAAACCAAAAGUAAAUUUUAUGAACUUCAAAAGGAGAAAUAUUCUCCCCAUCUAGCCAUCCAUCUACCCCUGUCAACUUUGAAUAAUACAUUCUUUUGUUCUCCCAAGUCACCCUAUUUAAGUACAAUUUCUCAACAAGCUGAAUCCAUCUCCCUGUCUCAUAGUGACAGGCCUGCCCUGGUGUAUGGUAUUGGUUGUACACGGAUAAAAAUAUACAAAGGUGUACUGUAUUAAUUUUUAUUUUGGCAGAAAAAGUAACUUUGAUCACUCAAACUGAAGCCGCUGAUAGUAAUGCUACUGAUGAUCAAGCUAAAGAAGUAAGCUUCUUUGUCUUUGAGGAGAAAUAAUACUACAUGUACUGUCUUCAGUUAUCAUGAGAUACAGUAUCUUAAUCUUUUAACUGUUUAAUAAUAAAAAAGAGAAGAACGAGAAAAACGUGAAUUUAUGACCAUGUCUUUCUCCUAUACCAAGUGUUUUAGAAUGAUAAAUAAUCAUAAAAUGGUUGUUUUUUUUAAUGUUUUAUUUUAGUUUCUAGAAGAUGGGAGAGGUCAGAAAGAAGAAGCCCCAGUUGAUGAUAUGUUGGAGGAUGCUGAUGAUUUAGUAAGCGUUCUU
Molecule: messenger RNA, 15321 nt
Organism: Porites lobata
Lineage: Eukaryota; Metazoa; Cnidaria; Anthozoa; Scleractinia; Poritidae
Source: the annotation of a GenBank genome assembly